Messenger RNA from Hibiscus syriacus, 1444 nucleotides. Its product is annotated as transcription factor bHLH121-like. NCBI's taxonomy places the organism in Eukaryota, Viridiplantae, Streptophyta, Magnoliopsida, Malvales, Malvaceae. Gene Ontology annotation, biological process: intracellular iron ion homeostasis. The record is from RefSeq and is a predicted model, not a curated record. The coding region runs from base 146 to 1174 and encodes 342 amino acids. The transcript is spliced from 6 exons. Gene Ontology annotation, molecular function: DNA-binding transcription factor activity; protein dimerization activity.
CAUUUGCGUCACAAAACGACGGAAUAUAUGGUUUACGAAAGGCUUUAUGCUCUCGUGCGUGGAUUUCCAAUCAUCAAAAGGCAAAAUAAGAGCCAAGAAUAGACAUUAGAUGUGAAUUUGUGAAGGUUCUGUUCAAUCUCAAAUCAUGGAUCAACUCACGAGCGAUUCUGCUUUUGUUCAAUCCAUUCCAUCUUCUAACUCAAAUCCUUCAGUCAUUGAGUUCCGUCAAGCCCCCAUCGAUCCACUCCUUCACUCUACCGCCCACACCCUAUCCAAAUCCGGCCAAAGGGUUGAAGUUGAACCCAAAGAUUGUAUCGCGGCGAGAAAACUUCAAAAGGCUGACCGUGAGAAAUUAAGAAGGGACCGUCUCAAUGAACACUUCCUUGAGUUGGGAAAUGCACUCGAUCCUGAUAGGCCUAAAAAUGACAAAGCAACCAUCCUUACUGAUACAAUACAAUUGCUGAAGGACCUUACAUCUCAGGUCACCAAGCUGAAAGAAGAGUAUGUUACACUGACUGAAGAAUCUCGUGAGUUGACACAGGAGAAGAAUGAUCUCAAAGAAGAGAAGGCAUCUCUUAAAUCUGAUAUCGAUAAUCUUAAUAUUCAAUACCAGCAGAGAGUCGGGACUGUGUUUCCAUGGGCCACUGUGGAUCGCUCAGUUGUCAUGGCCCCUCCUUAUCCAUAUCCAGUACCAAUGGCAAUGCCUCCUCCAGGAGCCAUUCCUAUGCAUCCGUCCUUGCAACCAUUUCCUUUCUAUGGGAAUCAAAAUCCGGGGAUCAUUCAUAGCCCCUGCUCCACUUUUGUCCCAUACAUGACUCCUAAUAUUAUGGCUCAACAGCAGUCAGCACAGCCUGUUGCUCCACCUGCACAACCAAGCAGCCAUUCCCAUGGUUCAGGCAAACAAGAUUCAAAAAACAAGUCCUCAUGGGAGAGCAAGACUGGAAAAACUGUGGAUUCAAAUGAUGUCGCUACUGAGCUCGAGUUAAAAACACCAGGUUCUACGGCAGAUCAGGAUUUAUCAUCAGGCCAAAAAAGGAUGAAGAAAUCUUUAAGGAAAGAUGACAGUACUACAGAAGGGAGUUAUUCAAGUAGGUGCUCCUCAUCUUAUAGUGUACGGGAUAGCUCAUCCAAUAGCAUAGUGGGUGGAACAAAGCCUGAUGACGUAGAUGGGUAAAACAAUUGACAAAUGCCCGAGCCAGGCUGAGUUUGUCCUGAAUCUCACUUUCUCGACAUGGAAAGGAUGGUGGUGAUAAUAUAUUCUGCGCCGCGCCUUCUGUGGUGGAAUAGAAUUUCGGUGGAACUAACAAAGCAAUGUUGGAACUGAUGGUUGUAAAGGUUGAUAGUUGGUUUUUAUGUAAUCCAUUUAUGUAAAGUAUGCACUUUGAACAUUCUGAUUGUCUCUCAAAUAUUUCAAAACUGGAAAAAGUAUUUUUUUUCUUCUCAA